This is a messenger RNA of Zea mays, 5220 nucleotides long. The record is from RefSeq and is a predicted model, not a curated record. Lineage: Eukaryota; Viridiplantae; Streptophyta; Magnoliopsida; Poales; Poaceae.
GCAGUGAGUCGGCAUAUUGGUGUUGGGUCUGAGCCUGCGUGCUCCCGUGCGUAAGUGGCUGUCUUAAGUACUAGCGUAGCCGAAAGAGACGGUAUGCAUUUUGUAAGGAAAACUUAGUAUCCUGGAAUAGAACUCCUCUGGUUCUCCUAUUCUUCUCCUCCUCCUUCCAGGUUGCUAACAGAGUGGUAUCAAAGACACCUUUCCUUGGCCGUCCGCCAUGGCUUCUCCACCCAUCGAUUCAGCCCUCACGCUCGCCCUCGAACACCAAACCCGCUCCCUGUUGUCCGAGUUGGACAAACGGUUGUCCGCCAUGGAUGUCAAGUGGGAAUCCCGUGUCGGAGAGCUUGAAUCUCAGGUCUCUGCAUCCAGCCGCCGCCUGGAUUCCGUCACCACCGACCUCCGUGCGGAUGUGGAGAUCCAGUUCUCCUCAGCCGCCGAUCACCUCCACCAGAUCGAAGCUGACGUCAAAACUCGCGUCGCCGCCCUCCAAUCGACUAUGCACGUCUUCGAGCUGUGGCGCCCUCGCGUGGAGGCAUCGGUCGAGUCCCUCCACUCCUCCGUCGAUUCGAUCCGCGCCGAGGUCUCCAAGAUGGGGAUCCGCUGGUCCACCGACGCCCGUGUGGAUGGAUCUGGACAACCCGGUCUCCUCGGUGCGCACGGGUCUGGAUCCGGAAGGGUCCCUGCUCCUGAAGAACCUCCAGAUCGCCCACGUUUUGGGUCCUGCUUCGAGAAUUACUACCGGGAUAGUGGGCACGUGCACCCCGGUGCCGACGCUCACUACCCGGUCACGGGUAUGUGGAGCUCCCCUCACUCGCCCUCAUUUUCAUUCAACGCUCAUUGUGGCCAUAGUCAGGGUGAUUGGGGUCAGCGUGGCCCACUUAGCCGUCACUGUGGGGGGUUACCUAAAUUAAAUUUCCCUACGUUUGAUGGUACCUACCCUAAGCUCUGGCAAAAGCGUUGCGAAGAUUACUUUGAGAUGUAUGCUACUGAGACUUUUGUCUGGGUUAAGGUCUCCACCAUGCACUUUGUGGGUGCUGCGGCUCGAUGGUUACAGUCCAUUGAACCGCGUCUUCCGUCCAUGUCAUGGCGCCAAUUUUGUCAAGCUAUCCAUGAUAGGUUCGGCAGGGAGCAACACGAACUUGUUAUUCGCAAACUCUUCCACAUUAAGCAGACCUCCACAGUCCAAGACUAUGUUGAUCGUUUUUCAGAGUUAGUUGAUUUGUUAGUCACAUAUGAACACACAACAGACCCGUUAUACUAUACCAUGAAAUUCAUUGAUGGGUUGAGGGAUGACAUCAAAUCUGUGAUUCUUGUACAACGUCCUGGCGAUCUCGAUACUGCCUGCUCCUUGGCUUUAUUGCAGGAAGCUGGGGACUCGUCUCGGCGUCCGGAUCCUGUUCAUGGCGAUUCAUCUUAUGCUGGCCGUUCGUCGUGGAAGUCGGCUGUUCCACAGUCUGCUCGCUGGGAUCCAUCGCGCGGUUUGGCUCCAGAAUCCUCCAAAACUCCAACUCAGCCAGCGCCAACAAUUGAUUCCAAAGUGGCUUCUCUUCGUUCAUAUCGGCGUGCCAGUGGAUUAUGCCAGUAUUGUGCUGAAAAGUGGAACAAGGGCCAUAAAUGUUCUCCAACUGUUCAACUACAUGCAGUCCAAGAGAUGUGGGAACUCUUUGAUCAUGACCAGUCAGAUACUGAUCCUGAUUUCCAAGAUUCAUCAGACCAGUUCGCAGUAAUGUUGUCCCAGGCAGCCAUUUCAACCCCAGCCAAGGCCCAAGCAUUCAGACUUCAAGGCUGUUUGCAAGGCGUGGAAUUGUUGAUGCUUCUUGACUCUGGCAGUUCACAUUGUUUUCUGAACACCAACAGCGUUGCGGCAAUCACUGGCCUUACUCUUGUGUCGACUCCGCUAAUGGUCACCGUAGCCAAUGGUGAGGUCCUUACAUGCACUUCAGAGCUGGUGGAAGCAGACUGGACUUUACAGGGUGUCCCGUUUCGCACAACAUUCAAGUUACUGUCCUUACCUCACUAUGACGCAAUCCUUGGUAUGGAUUGGCUACAGCAGUUCAGCCCAAUGUUGAUAGAUUGGAAGAACAAAUGGCUGUCUAUACCAUUUCAAGAUCAGCUUAUUGUCCUGCGUGAUUGUCAGUCAUUGGUUCCUGCUGGUUCGUUGUUGGAAAUCCGUUCCGUGUCCUCGACAUCGACACCACAACAUUUAUUUUCAGCCACGACUUCUGCUGUUCCUGAGCCGGUUCGUUCCUUGCUGCAACAGUUUGAUGCCUUGUUUCAACCUCCUACAACGUUGCCACCGAGCCGUGCAUGUGAUCACUCCAUUCCAUUAGUGGAUGGUGCUCGCCCAGUUAAUAUACGACCUUAUCGGUUGUCCCCUGCACUGAAGGACGAAGUGGAAUCCCAAGUGGCUGAAAUGCUUCAAAAUGGCAUAAUUCAAAACAGUUCCAGUGCCUUUUCCUCGCCUGUCCUCAUGGUCAAGAAAAAGGACAAUUCAUGGAGGUUCUGUGUCGAUUAUAGGCACUUGAAUGCCCUCACAGUUAAAUCUAAGUACCCAGUUCCCAUCAUCGAUGAAUUAUUGGAUGAACUAGCUGGCGCCUGUUGGUUCUCUAUAUUGGAUUUGCGAGCUGGAUUCCAUCAAAUAUUGCUCAAGCCUGGGGAAGAGUACAAAACAGCAUUUCAAACCCACACAGGACACUAUGAAUUCCGGGUCAUGGCAUUCGGUCUCACUGGGGCGCCUGGCACAUUUCAAAAAGCCAUGAAUCAUACUUUGGCUCCUCUUCUUCGUAAAUGCACUAUUGUGUUCUUUGAUGAUAUUUUAGUCUACAGCCGCUCCCUUCAAGACCACUUCACUCACCUACAACAAGUAUUCGAGCUGCUGUCGUCUGAUCACUGGAAGAUUAAAAUGUCUAAGUGCAGUUUCGCUCAGCCCCAAGUAACUUACUUAGGCCACAUUAUCAGCUCAGCCGGUGUCGCUACCGACCCAGCAAAGAUCCAAGCUAUUGUGGCAUGGCCUGUUCCCAAGUGUGUGAAGGAAUUGCGGAGCUUCCUAGGACUCUCUGGAUAUUACAGAAAAUUCAUACGGCAUUACGGCGUGAUCUGCCAACCCCUGACAGCACUGUUAAAAAAGGGCGCUCUGUACGUUUGGACAGCUGAUCAUGAUACUGCAUUCUGCACUCUCAAACAAGCGAUGUCAUCGGCUCCGGUGUUGGCUCUACCAGAUUUUAAUGUCAUAUUUCAGAUUGAAACUGAUGCCAGCGCCAAUGGUGUAGGGGCUGUUCUUUCACAGCAAGGUCACCCUCUGGCAUUCCUGAGUAAGGCCCUUGGAGUUAAAUCUCGUGGUCUCUCGACUUAUGAAAAAGAGUAUCUAGCUGUCCAACAAUGGCGUGCUUACCUUCAACACCAGAAAUUCGUGAUUAUAACUGACCACAAAAGUCUAUCACAAUUAAAUGAGCAACGUCUCCAUACUCCUUGGCAGCACAAAGUGUUCACCAAAUUAUUGGGCCUUCAAUAUAGAGUGCAGUAUCGUCCAGGGACAGAAAACCGGGCAGCUGACGCCCUCUCGCGCUAUGGUCCUGCUGAAAUCAAUGCGGUUUCUGUUGUUAUCCCUCAAUGGCUGACUGAUAUCCAACAGACUUACGAUUCGGACAGCAAGACUAAAGAGUUAGUGGCUAAACUAGCUAUCGAUCCAGCAGCUGUUGCCCACUUCUCACUGAAGGAUGGUCUGAUCCGUUACAAGAACCGUCUUUGGAUAGGCGAGGAUCCCCACCUCCAGGCUAAGAUUGUUUCAGCACUGCAUUCCUCUCCGAUCGGUGGUCACUCUGGUGUGCCGGUUACCUACAGCCGUGUCAAAAGCAUAUUUGCGUGGAAGAAUAUGAAGUCGUUCGUCCGUUCAUUUGUGCAGCAAUGUCAGAUUUGCCUGCAAGCCAAACCUGACAGGGCAGCUUAUCCUGGUAAGCUCCAACCAUUACCUGUUCCACCCUCUGCCUGGCACACCAUCUCCAUGGAUUUCGUGGAAGGGUUACCUCGUUCUGGCUCGUGGGACUGCAUCCUUGUUGUUGUUGACAAGUUCUCCAAAUUUGGCCAUUUUGUUCCAUUAUCUCAUCCAUAUACAGCACACUCUGUUGCGCAGCUGUUCCUAUCUCACAUAUACAGGCUCCAUGGUUUUCCAGCGGCCAUUGUAUCUGACAGAGACCCCAUCUUCACCAGCGCCUUUUGGCGUCAGCUGUUCCAACUGGCUGGUACGGAAUUACGCCUCAGUUCCUCCUAUCACCCCCAGUCAGAUGGUCAGACAGAGCGUCUGAACCAAUGCUUGGAAACGUUCCUGCGAUGCUUUGUCAGCGCGUGUCCUAAAAAGUGGUCCUCUUGGCUGCCAGCAGCUGAAUAUUGGUAUAACACAAGUCUGCAUUCAGCUUUGGGUUGUUCUCCGUUUGAAGUGCUUUAUGGCCGCAAGCCACGUUCCUUGGGUCUUUCUUUUGAUGCUGCUGCCCCAGUUGCCCUGUCAGCCUGGUUACAAGAAAGAUCUGUGAUGCAAAAUCUCAUCCACCAGCACCUUAUUCGCGCCCAAACUCGGAUGAAAAAACAGGCAGAUAAACACCGCUCUGAACGCUCCUUCUCAGUUGGCGAUUGGGUUUACAUGAAGCUCCAACCCUACGUCCAGUCUUCAGUGCUUCCACGUGCCCACCAAAAACUCAGUUACAAGUUCUUUGGCCCUUAUCGAGUGGCCAACAGGGUCGGUUCAGUGGCCUACCGAUUGGAACUCCCAAAUUCCAGCAGGAUUCAUCCCGUCGUUCAUGUCUCCCAACUGAAGCUGGCAAAAGGUUCUGGUGCAGUGGUCCAACCUUCCUACUGAGUUAGCCACAUGGGAAGACCAAGACAACCUGAGGCAAUGUUAUCCUUUUGCUCCUGCUUGGGGGCAAGCAGGAUUCCAAGGGGGGGAAAAUGUCAACAAUGAGAGUAUGGAUUCCCCUACAGUCAGCCGAGGCGUACCAAACGGCGAACCGGAAGCAGCUCCAGUUGUCCGCACACGCCGUGUCUGUCGCGCCAACGUCCGUCAGCAAGGACCAGAGUGGGUGCAGUGAGUCGGCAUAUUGGUGUUGGGUCUGAGCCUGCGUGCUCCCGUGCGUAAGUGGCUGUCUUAAGUACUAGCGUAGCCGAAAGAGACGGUAUGCAUUUUGUAAGGAAAACUUAGUAUCCUGGAAUAGAACUCCUCUGGUUCUCCUA